Polypterus senegalus (gray bichir) is the source of this 8633-nucleotide messenger RNA. It is a transcript of the gene atp11c, whose product is annotated as ATPase phospholipid transporting 11C. Gene Ontology annotation, biological process: phospholipid translocation. Gene Ontology annotation, cellular component: endoplasmic reticulum; trans-Golgi network; recycling endosome. The record is from RefSeq and is a predicted model, not a curated record. The coding region runs from base 451 to 3876 and encodes 1141 amino acids. The transcript is spliced from 30 exons. Lineage: Eukaryota; Metazoa; Chordata; Cladistia; Polypteriformes; Polypteridae. Gene Ontology annotation, molecular function: magnesium ion binding; ATP binding; ATP hydrolysis activity.
UCUCCCAGAGUGCUUUGGGUGUCACCGCGCCCUGGCCGGGAGGUGGUGCCAUAGAAGGGGAAGUUGGUUUAAGGAAGAGUGCAGCUUGACGGAGAAGAUAAGGGGGGCUAACACUGGGUUGUAAACGGACUGCUGUUAAACUUAUUUUGGGUGGCUCUGGUAUUUUUGGAGAGGAGGGUCUUAAGCAAGCAUUUACUGGAACACACGGCUAUACCUGGCUGUAGGGUCCGAUCAGUUUAUGACCCGGCAGAUCUGGAGGUGCAAGGGUUUGAAGCUGCACCGGAGCGAGCAAGAGGUGGUCAUUCCCAUUGACAGGAGGAAUGUUAAUGACUGGAGAUGGACAGAAGAUAAAGCAGCUUCGGGAUCUGCAAGGAAACAUGAGCAGCUGAGAAGAAGCCGACCAUUUAAAGACAAAGCACCCACGCCCCCGUAACACGGCACUGUCUGGAGAUGCUGCGUCGCUGCCUGAGCCGCUGGUGUGGCACAGAUGAGAAGAGAGUGGAUAAUAGGACAAUCCACAUUGGGCACCCACCUGCUUUGGGGACAGAAGCCUUGCUUCCAUCUAAGUUUUGUGAUAACAGAAUUAUCUCCUCUAAGUAUACAAUCUGGAACUUCCUCCCCAAAAACCUUUUUGAACAAUUCAGAAGAAUUGCCAAUUUCUAUUUUCUCAUCAUCUUUUUGGUUCAGGUAAUAGUAGACACACCUACCAGUCCUGUUACCAGUGGUUUGCCCCUGUUCUUUGUAAUCACAGUCACAGCCAUUAAACAGGGCUAUGAAGAUUGGCUCAGACAUAAAGCUGAUAAUGAGGUGAACAAGUACCCUGUCACUGUACUUGAAAAUGGCAAGAGAAAUCGCAAAGAAAGCAAGAAUAUCAAGGUUGGGGACAUUGUGGAAGUCACAGAAGAUGAGACAUUCCCUUGUGAUCUUAUUCUCCUGGAGUCAAGUCGAGAUGAUUGUACUUGCUUUGUUACUACUGCCAGUCUGGAUGGAGAGUCCAACCACAAGACUCACUUUACUGUAUGUGACCGCUGGGAAAAGGAAAUAAGUUUCCUCAGUGCUACCAUCGAGUGUGAACAGCCACAACCAGACCUCUACAAGUUUGUUGGCAGAAUACACAUUUACAAAGAAGGCCAGGAUUCCACAGUGAGAUCACUGGGUCCUGAAAAUCUCCUGCUUAAAGGUGCAACUUUAAAAAACACCAAGAAGAUCUGUGGUGCUGCAGUUUACACUGGAAUGGAAACAAAAAUGGCUUUAAAUUAUCAGGGAAAGUCUCAGAAACGUUCAGCAGUUGAGAAAUCCAUCAAUGCCUUUCUCAUUGUGUAUCUUUGCCUUCUUCUCAGCAAGGCUCUUGUUUGCACCACACUGAAAUAUAUAUGGCAGAACAAAUAUGGAGAUGAUGAGCUAUGGUAUAAUCAGAAAACGCAGAAAGAGAAGAAUACCUAUAUGUUCCUGAGGAUAUUUACAGAUUUUCUGUCAUUCAUGGUCUUAUUUAAUUUCAUCAUUCCUGUGUCAAUGUAUGUGACUGUCGAGAUGCAGAAGUUCCUUGGUUCCUUUUUUAUCACUUGGGACAGAGAUUUCUUUGAUCCUGAAAUUCAAGAGGGUGCUCUGGUUAACACGUCUGAUCUUAAUGAAGAACUGGGACAGGUAGAAUACAUAUUUACAGACAAGACAGGAACUCUGACCCAAAACAACAUGGAGUUUAUCGAAUGCUGUAUUGAUGGUUUUCGCUAUAACUAUCGUGAAUCUAGCACUGAGUUAGAUGGCUUCUGCACAACAGAUGAGCCCAUCAGCAAGCUUCAUGAGAAAGCUGGUCGGGAAAAGGAAGAACUUUUUUUGCGGGCAUUGUGCUUGUGCCACACAGUUCAAAUAAAAGAAGCUAGCGAAAGUAACCAGGUGGAUGGGGUUGAUGGGCUUACUGAUGUCACCUCAGAUGACCAAUGCAGUUAUAUUGCUUCUUCUCCUGAUGAGGUGGCUCUUGUCAAAGGUGCCACUAAAUAUGGGUUCCGAUUCUUAGGCCUUGAAAAUAACUGCAUGAAGGUUGAGAACAGAAGCAGAGAUGUAGAGAAGUAUGAGCUCCUCCAUGUGCUGAACUUUGACCCUGUUCGUCGAAGGAUGAGUGUUAUUGUGAAAACUAAGACGGGUGAAAUUCUUUUGUUCUGCAAGGGUGCUGAUUCUUCUAUGUUUCCAAGAGUACAAGAAGAAGAAGUGGAGAGAAUCAGAAUGCACGUUGAACGCAAUGCAUUGGAGGGAUACCGUACACUGUGUGUGGCAUACAAAUCACUAACUCCAGAAGAAUUUGAAGUGGUUAAUGGAUUUUUGCAGGAGGCUAAGCUUGCUCUACAGGACCGUGAGGAAAAGCUCGCAAAAGUCUAUAAUGAUGUGGAAGCUGGAAUGCACCUCAUAGGUGCCACUGCUGUAGAGGACAGGCUGCAGGAAGAGGCUGCAGAGACAAUGGAGGCCCUUCACAGGGCAGGAAUGAAAGUAUGGGUGCUCACUGGUGACAAAAUGGAAACAGCUAAGUCCACAUGUUAUGCCUGCAGACUGUUUCAGAAAAGCACGGAGCUUUUGGAGCUAACAGUGCGUUCAUUGGGGGAGGACAGUGGAAAACGAGAGGAAAAGCUACAUGAGUUGCUCUUAGACUACCACAAGAAGGCAGUUCAGGACCGACCCAAGAGCAAGGGUGGUAUAUGCAGGAGCUGGUCCUCUAGUAUCCCAGAGUUUGGUUUAAUCAUAGAUGGCGCAACACUAUCUCUCAUUUUGAAUGCAACCCUUGAUACCAAUGCAAACCGCUAUAAAAGUCUCUUCCUACAGAUCUGUCAAAACUGCACGGCGGUGUUGUGCUGCCGAAUGGCUCCACUACAGAAGGCUCAGAUUGUAAAAAUGGUGAAGAACUCAAAAGGUGGCCCAAUCACAUUGUCAAUAGGAGAUGGCGCUAAUGAUGUCAGUAUGAUCCUGGAGGCACACGUUGGCAUUGGAAUAAAAGGUAAAGAAGGGCGUCAGGCAGUUCGAAACAGUGAUUAUGCUAUUCCAAAGCUAAAACACCUCAAGAAACUGCUCCUGGCUCAUGGUCAUCUCUAUUAUGUUCGAAUUGCUCAUCUGGUGCAGUAUUUCUUCUAUAAGAACCUGUGUUUCAUUUUACCUCAGUUUCUAUACCAGUUCUUCUGUGGAUUCUCUCAGCAGCCCCUGUAUGACGCUGCAUACCUGACAAUGUAUAAUAUCUGCUUCACCUCCAUGCCCAUCCUGGCUUACAGUUUGUUGGAGCAACACAUCUGCAUUGACAGUCUACUGGAAAAUGCUUCUUUGUAUAGGAAAAUUAGAAAAAAUGCCAUGCUGCGCUGGGGUCCAUUCCUAUUUUGGACAUUGUUGGGGCUCUUUCAAGGACUUGUGUUCUUUUUUGGGACUUAUCAGCUCUUCCAGAAUCCUGCUCUCGAAGACAAUGGCCAGGUGUUUGGAAACUGGACUUUUGGAACAAUAGUUUUCACUGUUCUUGUGUUUACAGUUACACUAAAGUUAGCCUUGGACACACGACACUGGACCUGGAUCAAUCACUUUGUGAUCUGGGGGUCUUUGGCUUUCUAUGUCUUCUUCUCUUUCUUCUGGGGAGGAAUCAUUUGGCCUUCAUUGAAGCAGCAGCGUCUCUAUUUUGUCUUUGCUAACAUGCUGAGUUCUGUGUCUGCCUGGCUGAUUAUCAUUCUCCUCAUUGUGGUCAGUCUGCUUCCAGACAUUGUGAUUGGGGUCAUUCGGCAGCCACAGGGUCCUGAUCGCCACCAUAAGAAUCCUGCUCAUCUGCGGGGAAGGGAUCCCCAGUCAUCCCGAUCUCCAGACAGACCCCUGCUCUUGAGAACAUUUUCAGAUGAGUCCAAUACUGUGGUUUAAACAGAUCUGCAGUGUUUCAGUGCUGUCCUACAAGAGCCUCAAAGACCAGGGCUGAAUGCCCACAUCUGCAAGUCAUCAUCCAAGCACAGUUCAUGGGUACUGUGACCCCAGCAGUAGCAACAUGAUACGUCAGUACUGAAGCAAUGCAACAUUCUCAGCGAUACUCCACUUCAACAGCAGUGGGCCGUCACUGAACAGAUCGUGAUAGCUGCUUUAAUGAGAGGAGCAGUAAUACGACCAGUAAAUUUUGUUCCAACUGUUACUUUUCUGCUCCUGUUUCUGCCUUACUGGCAAUGUCAGCAACUGACCACUAUUUUUUUUUCCCAAUGGUUGCCUGUAGGUAUAGCUGUGAAAACACUGUGUAGUCACUGUUUAUUCUUUUUUUUUUUUAACAAAUCCUGAAAAACUCACUGACUGCUUUUUUGAAGUUGGAGGUUUCGGUAUCUUUGUUACAAAAUGACAGACAAUUGUUUUCUCUAACUGUCUGUUGUAUGGCUGUUGUUACAUGCUCUGCUAAGACUUACGCCCAGGAUCUGCAUGGCUGGAAACCCAGCAGAUUUAAUGUUCUGCUUUAGCCUCAAGCAGGGUGGGUAAGAAGACAUUUUUGUAUGAAUCUUUUUACUGAUUUGAAAGUGUGGCAAAGUACAAAAGAAAAAAGUGCCCCAAUGCUGUAAAUAAUUUAAGGUUCUUUAAUUUGUAAGUUAUAUUUUAAAGUUUGGUGUCAAAGAUGUAAAGAAGAAAUCCCUUGUAGAUGCCCAGUACUUCCACAGCAACUUAUAUCUUUGUCCUCUAAAACGAAGUUUAAAUUGCAUUCUCCGUUUCCCGAAACCUCUCUGUCCGUGUGACCUCUGUGCCAUAUGGCCGUAAAUGAGCUGCACAGAUCUGAUUAGUGAAUUUGCCAGUCGUUUCUAUUGAUCAGCAUUGUUUCAUGGAGCAUAACUUCAGUCUAAUGGUUGGUUUAAUUGUGUUACUAUCUGACAGAAGCUGUGCAGCACUUAUCUUUACAUACAGGUCAAGUUUUUCUUCACUGGUGAGUAGAUUUGCAGUGUUUGCUAAUGACUAGGCAGAGAACGCUUGUUUUACUCCUUAACUUUUGUGUUAACAUGUCAAAGAGGCAUUCACUGAUGUUUUUACAUUUCUCACCCUUUGUUUAAAGUGACUGAAUCUUUGCCCAUCUAGCUUUAAUUUCAAUAGCAUAAGCACUGCAGGCAUUUUAGCAAAUUGUGCCGUAAAUAUGUGCACUGUAUUCACAAGAGAAAGUUUUCCUAUAACAAAAUGUAGUUAGAUAAAUAUUGGAUUUAUAUUUCUCAAUAUCAUUCCUGUCAGUGUUGCUUUUAACCUAUCCUCAUUUCUUAGGAUGAUUUUUUAUCAUUUUAUUAGUUACCUUUUAUAAAUGCCUAUGAGUACAGAAGCUCUGUUUUUAAAUGCGGAUUUCUUUUUUUUCUCUUUGCUUCUGUUCACAUAACAUGUGCGUCCAUUUUUGUAGAUGCUGUCUUUUUUGUCCUUGUAUUCUUUUUUCUCCUACUGUAAAUGAGAAGUUUCACGUCAGAUAGUUGGUCUCACCCACAUUUUCAGGUACUGUUUCCUAAGUGCCGGCAUUGUGCUGCACAAUACAAGAAGGGAUUAAUAUCUUUCAAAGACAAGCUUAGUAUUUUCUGCCCUAUUGUGAGAUGAAAAAUGAACUUUUUGGAUCACAUUUACAGAAUGAAAUGGUGUGUAGGGGGAGGGCAGGAAAGGUGAGGCAUACUUCAAACAAUAAAUGUGAAAGGAGAAAUGACAUGCACUUCACAUCACUUGAUCAUUGACUAGAUCGCUUUCUUAAAUCAUUCUUGCCAAAGCCCUUAUGUGCAGCACCUAGGGACAGAAGCGCCAUAAAAGUGCCUCCUAACUCCAGCGAUUAUGUACCGUAGUGUCUUGGUGUACUAUUGUAAAGACAGACUGUGUAUUGUAAUAGUGUGCAUUUAACUCUCGUGAAUUAUAAAGUCUCCGGAUAAGCAAAAGAGAACUGCCGUGGCUCCCAUUCAGAGAACAUUGUAUUCAGUAUAUGGAUGCAGAUGUGAUGUCAAUUAUGCAAUAUAAGCAAUACGAAAUUAUCUGUCUUGUACCAAACACAGAGUCAUUAUGAAUUUACAGUACAUACAUUACUUUUGUGCAUACGUAAGAUAUAGUACUUCAACCGACAGAGAACCAUUUAAAUUAGGCAGUAAAUGAAUAGUAGCAGUCUGCGUGCUAACAUCCGCGCUUGCGGUGAUGUAGUUGGGAGUGCUGCUUAAGAACGACCACGUCUGUAAAGUGAAGCUCAAGGCCUUCCUCAUUUUUAUACAUGUGGUAACUGGUCCAUUGUACAGUAAAUGACCGUCCUUCUUCACGUCUGAUUCCUCAUGAUGCAUUGCGUUUUAAUUUUAGCUGUUGUCAGUUUACAUUUGUACCAAAGAAAAGAAGCAAACAAGCAGCCUUUCCCUUUUAAGACUUAAGAAUUUCACUUGACUGUGACUCUUAAAACUACUGAAGCCAAUGGAUCAUCUGCCAUCAAGUCCAUUGGAAUCACGGUAAGGACUGGCUCUUCGUAGAAUGAUCCUUUUAACCUGUACUGUCAAAGAUGACAUUGGGGCCAAGUCCAUUAUCUAGUCCUCCUGUGUACUGUAGACAGAGAUCAACCCUGUAGAAAGUGGGUCUGAAGUACACUGAAAAAUACAAAUAAGACAUCCUCCAAACGAUCAGACAUCAUCAUUUUUCAUCCUAGCAGACUUCUGAAGUGUACAUCAUUCAACUUUUCUGCUUCCAGAUUAAGUGCGGCCGUAACCUGAAGUGAACGCAUUUCUUAUUUCUCAGUGCUUUACACUUCAUUAAAUGUAUUGAGUUUAUGUGCAUUAAAGUGUCUGUUAUGAUAAAAAUUGAUGACCAUAGCCUUCUCCUUCAAUGGAAAAUUGAUUUUGUUGAAGACCUGCACAUUUUUUAAUUGUCAUUUUGAAUAAAUCGAUUAAUGCUGAAUGAAUGCCUUUCCUACACCAGUGAUUACACGGACUGGUUGAUGGAACUAUCAUGCUACCAUGGCUAAUUAAUCAGUCUGUGCAGGGCUUUAUGAGCUUUUUGUUUUUUUAUUUAUUUAUUUAUUUUGAAAGAACACCAACAAAGUCAUCUUGCUGCCUUUUUCUUUGUUAUUUGUGUAGUUUGCCUGCCACACUGGUUACUGCAGGAGCUACCAUCUUAAAGCAAGCACAAGCCACAGUUCUCAUACCCAUCAGCCUGCAUGUCCAUAGAGCUGAGAAAGAAUAAAAUGAUUUGUUGAGGGCAGUCGGGAAAACUGGGCUAUUUCUUUAGAAAAUGCAUGAGCACUGGAGAUGAAAAUAUGAGAACUGCAUGUGCUACAGAUUAGUUAUUAUGAUGUAAUUGUCACUGGUAGAUUGUUUGAAAGGGGGGUCCAAACCUGUGCUCAACUUUAAAAACUUGGAUUUUUUUUUCAUAAUGUAUAAAAUUUUGUUACAUUUUAUAAGCAUUCAUCAAUUUUUUAAUUAAUGUGUAUUUUAGGUAUGUUCUUGGUGCCUGCACAAUCAAGUCUGUCCUAUGGGUUAUUGAAAUGCAUUCCAGUUCAUGAUCAUGUGUAAUUCCUAAACUUGUACUAUUUAUUGAAUGUGUGAUUCAUCUUUAAUUUUAGAAAGGUGGUCAUAGUGUGUGUAUAGAUGUGUUUAUAUUACUUCCCAGCUUCAGUGUGAGAACAUUGAGCCAUACUCCCUCUGCUUCUUUAAAGAAUUGUCUUUUUUUAUUCCUGUGAGAUUCAAUAUUUUAAAGUUGUCAUGCUGGGUGUGCUUCUAAAUCUGGGUGUCAAGAUGAACACGUACUCACCCAGGUUUUUUGUUUUGGACUAUUGUGUAUUAUGUGGAAUUAAUCUACCUAUCCAUCCAUCAAUCAGUCCAGACUGUCCAUUUUCUGAAUCUUUUUAUUCCAGUACAGGGUCAUGGCAUGUCCUACCCUAUUGUAGGUGGUAAAUGGAAUGGUGAUAAAUAUUCAUUAUGUGCUAACAAGUCCAACUGGUACUGUAGAUAAAUGUACUUGGGGGGGAUCAAGAAGCUGUACUUCAGGCAAGACAACAGUUCUUAGGUGAAACAGAGAAGAAGGAGGUGGGCUGCCUGUUAUUUUAAAAAAGCCACUGAUGAAACUGGCAAGGGACAAAUGCAUUCUGUGGAGUAGCAAUAAAGUAAAAUAACCUUAAAAAGAUCUUCAAAGAAUUGUACAUUAGAGUGCAUCUUAAUAUAUAAAUAUAUACGUAUUUAAAAUUCUGAAUUGAGUAAAAGUUUAAAAAAAGAAUUCUAUUCCGGGAACUAAAUUGACUUUGUCUGCUGCAGAGCUCAAUAACCUGUCAUUUCCAAGAUUUUUGUUAUGUUCAGCAGACUUCAACACUUCUGGGGAAAAACAGAAAACAGGCUGCAUAAUUCUUUAUCAGUUUGGUGUCCUGCUUGUAAGGAUAUCCAAUCCAGUCUCCUGUUUUCCUCUGGAAGUAAAAAGAAAAUGAACUGUGCUGUGAAUGUGACAAUGCCUACUGUUUACAUUGCUCAAGCCGAGCAGCUCUCGUUCACGGGUGCGCUGAGCACUCGCGCUGCAGACCACUGUAAUGCUUCAUGAGGUGCCUGUUUAUUAAGGUUUUGCAUAAGCUUGUCAAGGAGUUUGCUAAAGUGGAUGUCUUUUAUGUUGAAAAUGAAUGUAUCUCCAAAAAAAAAAUUUGUAGAUUUUAAGAAAAAUCAAUGAAAAUUAAAAAAAAA